GUGGCAACAUUUUCCCACGCAAUGCACUCUGGGUCGUCAUAUGAAAAUGGCGGACGAAGUUGAGCAGCAACAGAGCAGCAACACGGUCGAAGAGCCGCUGGACCUGAUCCGUCUGAGUCUGGACGAGAGAAUCUACGUCAAGAUGAGAAACGACAGAGAAUUACGGGGCAGACUCCACGCUUACGACCAGCACUUAAACAUGAUACUCGGAGACGUAGAGGAGACGGUGACCACAGUGGAGAUAGACGAAGAAACGUAUGAAGAGUUGUACAAGUCCACGAAGAGGAACAUCCCCAUGCUGUUUGUCCGAGGAGAUGGCGUUGUCCUGGUAGCUCCUCCCCUCAGGGUUGGCUAGCUCCUCCCUCGGCUGCAGUCUUAGGACUCCAUGUACUGCAACCAUCUUUCACUCUCACUGAGGAACAAGACGUGUUCAGCCCUGCUUCAAUUCUCUAAAGAUCCAGCCUUCCUCACUUCCUAAAGCUAAUUCUUAUGGAACACAAUACGAUGGGCGUAAGCAUGGUAUCUUGCUACACUUCUUAUACCCAUCUGUCACACAUACGAUCAGUGAUUUCUGUGAGGAUGGGAGGUUGCAUGUCUAGAGAAUCCAAACAGGGACUUGGUCUUUUGAUGGUGUUUUUGUUGUAAUUCUGACACAUAGAAUCUUCUUUCCUCUUAUGAUUUUGUAUGUUUUAAGUGACUGUUAAAAGCCGAGAGGUCAUGACCCCUCCUCGUCCGGUCGUGACCAUACUUCCUGUUUUGAUUUGAACUAAACAACGGGGGAUCACUGUCCCCAGCUCUUGUGUUAGAAGCCUGGGUCAUCUCUGGGCGGGGGCUAAUUUUAUAUUUUUGUAAAGGUUGUGGAAGCAACGGCGUGGCAGCCCUAUUUUUGGUUGUUUGGUAACUUGUGACACUUGAAUAAUAAAAACCAAAUGGCACAAAGCAGUUUGUAAAGACAA
Molecule: messenger RNA, 956 nt
Organism: Hypomesus transpacificus
Lineage: Eukaryota; Metazoa; Chordata; Actinopteri; Osmeriformes; Osmeridae
Gene: lsm3
Product: LSM3 homolog, U6 small nuclear RNA and mRNA degradation associated
Exons: 4
Coding region: 41-355 (104 amino acids)
Biological process (GO): P-body assembly; mRNA splicing, via spliceosome
Cellular component (GO): catalytic step 2 spliceosome; precatalytic spliceosome; U4/U6 x U5 tri-snRNP complex
Molecular function (GO): RNA binding
Source: RefSeq, a predicted model, not a curated record